Molecule: messenger RNA, 4439 nt
Organism: Halteromyces radiatus
Lineage: Eukaryota; Fungi; Mucoromycota; Mucoromycetes; Mucorales; Cunninghamellaceae
Exons: 19
Coding region: 49-4335 (1428 amino acids)
Biological process (GO): barbed-end actin filament capping; mitotic actomyosin contractile ring assembly; actin filament bundle assembly
Cellular component (GO): cell division site; actin filament; mating projection tip
Molecular function (GO): actin binding; small GTPase binding; microtubule binding
Source: RefSeq, a predicted model, not a curated record
CUUUUCUUUUCUUUCUUUUCUUUACGUCUAUCUUAGAAAGCCUUUACCAUGACGGAUUUCUUCAAUCGUCUUGGAAGGAAAAACCUUAAACUAUCUGAACCUCCUCCGUCUUCUAAUACGCGAGAUAUUCCUCAUGCUGCCACUUUUACGAAACAAAGAUCCUCUACUUCGAAACUACUUUCUAUGCCAAGAUCUCAAACAAUGAACUAUCUUCCAAACUCUAAACAAUCCAAUAACCGUACACGCCGUACUUCAACCGAAACUAACAACAAUAAUAAGACAUCCAGUUUAACUGACCCUACUAUCCGGGUACUACCUUCGGAAAUCGAAAUCGAUGAACUUUUUGACCAAAUGCUGGAACGAAGAGGAAUACAUGAUGAACGAAUAUUACAAACUAUGAAAGGUUGGUCUAGUGAAAAGAAAUGGUUAAUGGUCAAUCAAGAUACCCAAGCUGAAUUAUUAGCUGCCAAUCAUCUUCAACCUAUCGCUUCAUCAACAACACUUAACAACAUUGCUACUAUCAUUGAAAACGAUUCUGAUCAUACACAACAACAACAAUCUUAUUUCAUCAGCAUAUUGGCCGAAAAAGCGGAAAAGGUUCGGUCAACUUUAGAUAAAUCUACUGGAAAUCGACAUCAACAACAUCAACCGUCGAAACACUUGCCAUCUUUACAACAAACGUUAUCAUCCAAUACAAGCAAAAGUGGUGCUAUCUCUCUUUGUCCUUCUACCAGUAGUAAUACAACAACUAGUUUGGGUAGUUCAUCCUUUUCCUUAUCUAUGCAACAAGAUCACUUUGAAGAUCACAAUUCACCUGAACAUUUUAUUCGAAAAUUCAUGGAAACUCACCUCCGUGGUGUUACUGUAUCGGAUGCAAGUAAUCUUGAAGUUAGUCUUCGUACUCGACCAAUUACCUGGCUUGUCAAGUUCAUCGAUCUGAAAGGUUUACACGUGCUGAUCACAUGCCUUGGUCAAAUCAAUCAUCAGACUGAUAGACCUGACAAAAAAGCAUUAGAUAUUGAAAUUGAAAUCAUCAAAUGUAUCAAAGCUCUCGUCAAUACAAAGCUCGGUGGGAAAGAAACAACUAGUCAUCCAAAAUAUAUACAUACCAUUGUAUUCUCAUUAUUAUGUCCUCAUUGGCAAACUCGAAAACUCGUAUGUGAAAUCCUGGCUUUUAUAUGUUACUACUCUAAUGGUGAUAACGAUAGUGGAACAGAUGAAAACUCCCAUGAUGGUCAUCAACAGGUGAUGAAAGGGUUUGAACUACUUAAGCAGCAUACAAAGGACAUGGGACUUUUCGAUACUUGGCUCAAGCAAUUUGAAUCCACUUUAGAUGGUCGAGGUCGUAUGGGAUCUUUGGUUGGUGCCCAUGAUGAUCUGAAAAAACUAGGUGUUUCGAAUGGUCCUGAUAAACAUUUAAUGGAAUAUGCGGUGUCAAAUAUGUUAUUGAUCAAUGCUCUUACAAAAGUACCCAAAAUACCAUCUCAACGUAUUCUACUUCGAAACCAAUUGAAUGCGUCUGGUAUGGAAACCAAGAUCCUACCGAAACUUCACUCUAUGGAUUUCGAUCAUCUCAAGUAUCAAGUGGAGUCGUAUGAAGAUGCUGCUGAAAACGAUUUGGAUGCUGCAUUUGGAGAUGAAAUUCAACUUUAUGCCAACAUCAACGAUCCUAACAAGCUUUUAGAACAACUUGUUAGCCAUACUACCAUCUCGCCAAAGUCAAUGGAGCAUCUUUUGGGUAUACUUAGAAGUAUGUUACUGAUCAGGGGUCAUCCGGAAACAAUGGCACAUUAUUAUCAAAUCAUACAUGUUUUAGUUGGACAAAUUGUGAUGAAUCGUCGGAUUACUGUGGAUGAUCAAGACUUUACAACUACAUUUGGAGUUUCGGUGGGUAAUUUGAUUCAACGCUUUAGUGAUUUGGAUCGACUUGAACGAUUAGAAAAAGAAGCCCUCCAUCAUGAAGCCAAGACUUCUCGACUGAUGAAUGAAAAUCUGGAACUCAAACUGGAAAUUCAACAAUUGAAACAACUUUUUAAGGAUGGACAAGUGAAACAACAACCACGUCGAAGGUCGCUGGAUUUGGAAAAGGAAAACGAAUCUUUACGAACCUUGGUUAGGACAUCAAAGAACACCAUGUUUAUGCUGGAGAAAAGAGUAUCAGAACUGACUGAAAUGAUGGACAAGGAGAAUAGUGAUGCUGAUAGUACUGGAAACGGACCUGCACGUAUAAUAGUUGGAUCGGAAUGGAAAAUGACAAGACGACAAGCUGCCGGUGGCUCUACUUUAUCGUCAUCGUCACCAGCAAAUCUAGAUAACGGUGAUAUGGAACAAGGAACUACAACUAUUCGCAAAUCUUCUUACCUCAAUCAAGCUCACAAAUCUUCAAGUGUCAUGACUUCCAACUCUGAAGGAUCAUUAUCUGAUACAUCUCCUCCUCCUCCUCCGCCACCACCGCCACCACCACCUCCAUUUGUGCCAGGUAUACCACCACCACCACCACCUCCUCCUCCUCCUACUGUUGUUGAUGAUGCCGCUGUGCAAGGUUCAUCUGUUAAUGGAAAUUCUUCUCCAUCACCACCGCCACCGCCACCACCACCACCUCCUCCUCCUGCUACUGGAUCAGCAAUUUCAAAACAAAUGCUACCUCCAUCCAUUAUACCACCUGUACCGAGCGGUCCACUACGAAAAGAAAUGAAAAAUCAACCAGAAUUGAAACUCAAGAAUCUCCAAUGGCAAAAGCUUGACUUGAAACAUGUGGAAAAGACAGUCUGGUGUUUGAAAAAUGAUGAUGAUGAUGACGAACUUGAAUCCAAACUAUCCAAUGCUGGUAUCUUUCAGCACAUUGAUGUCAUGUUCCCAGCGAAAACCAAUAUCUCUUUUGAUCGCAAACUGAAAUCCAUAACCGAUGGCAAGAAAAAUGCUAUCAAAUUCCUAUCAGCAAACAAAAGUCGAAACUUAAAUAUUGCUGUUUUACCCAAAUUCAAGCAUUUUGAAGAUUUUAAGUCUGUUAGGAAGAGUAUCAUGCAACUGGAUGACGAUGUUUGUACGGAAACUCUUUUGACAAAUAUGCUUACCUAUGCACCUUCUCAAGAAGAUGAUUUGAAAACUAUGGAGAAAUACAUCAAUGCUACCACAGAAGAACAACAAGUUUUGGAUAUACCUGAACAAUUUACUAUUGAGAUGAUAAAAUUGUACCGAUACCCGGAACGUCUUCGUUUCAUGUUAUUCCGCAUUCAAUUUUGGGAAAAGUUUGAUCACUUAUCUACAAGCAUGGAAACUAUAGUGGAUGUGUCUGACUCAUUACGAAAUUCAAAACCUUUGAAGGAAUUACUCCAUAUCAUUCUUUUGAUGGGUAAUUAUAUGAAUGGUUCAAGUUUGCAAGGUGGCGCUUUUGGUAUACGUAUCUCUGGUUUAAAUAAGUUAAUGGAUACAAGAGCUUCUGAUACAGCGUCUAUGACACUACUCCAUGUUCUGAUUGGUACUGUGCGUCGUGAAUUCCCUCAUGUGUUGGAAUUUAUCAACGAUCUUAAGGAUGUUGGAAGUGCAGCAAGAAUUAUGGCUGACAUGAAUGAUAUUAUUCAACAAUAUACUGACAUGCGACAAACAUUAAAACAGUUGGAUCAGGAAUUGAUGACAUAUUGGACUGAAGACAAGAUUGAAUCAUUGGAUAAAGAUGAUCUCUUUGUACAAGUCAUGAAAGAACACUAUAAGGCAGCCAAUGACCGGUUUGAAGUACUUGAAACAUUCUAUCUCAAUAUGGAUGUCAAAUGGAAGGAUGCAAUGAUUUUUUAUGGUGAAAAUCCCAAGGUGAUGCGACCAGAUGACUUUUUCUCCAUUUUUGCUCAAUUUAUUCAUCAUUGGAAGGUGGCAGCCAUUCAAGAGCAAAAAUAUAGUGAACGAAAAGAACGAGAAGAAAGAAAACAUCAAGAACAAGCAAAGAUGAAAGAUACAAAGGGUAAAAAAGCGGAUGGCAACAAUGACAAUGAUGAUGAUGAAGAAGAAGAAGAUGAUGAUGAAGAAUCUGCUGGACCACAAACACCUGAAGAAUCGGAUGAAAAUACGAUGCUUGAUAGUGGAGAUCAAAAGGACAAUCGACGAAUGAUGGAUGAUCUUUUGGAUAGACUACGAUCUGGGGAAAGUUUACAUCGUACAAGACAACAACGACGGGCAAGAAGACGAGAACUGAAUGUCAAGACAUCCAUGACAAGUUUAAGAGCUUCUAAUUCAGCUACAACUUCUUCUUCAUCUGAUACUCCUUUGACUGAUCAAGAUAAUGACAUGGUGGUACCUUUAUCUGCGGAAGAUCUCCUUCGUAGUCUACAAAAUGAAUUCUGAUGGAUUAUCUUUUUUUUGUUAUUAUUAUUAUUAUUAUUUUUAUUAUUAUUAUAUAUAUAUAUAUAUAUAUUUAUACAUAUCAUAUCCUAUUCCUCAUAUAGUUG